Messenger RNA from Temnothorax curvispinosus, 5039 nucleotides. RefSeq names its product alpha,alpha-trehalose-phosphate synthase [UDP-forming] (gene Tps1). Gene Ontology annotation, cellular component: alpha,alpha-trehalose-phosphate synthase complex (UDP-forming); cytosol. Gene Ontology annotation, biological process: trehalose biosynthetic process. Lineage: Eukaryota; Metazoa; Arthropoda; Insecta; Hymenoptera; Formicidae. The transcript has 10 exons. The record is from RefSeq and is a predicted model, not a curated record. Bases 653 to 3076 code for a protein of 807 amino acids. Gene Ontology annotation, molecular function: catalytic activity.
CGGUCGCGGAGAGCGUAUAAUUGUGUUUGAUCGCGCAAUGACGACGGCAACGGCGGCGACGGCGGUCGAGAGGGUCGCGCGCGCGGGUGGUGGUUGAAAGGUCGCGGCCUCCGUCAUUGAUAUGGUUAUAGGGAGCGCACUUUGGACCAAACGGUCGCGCCGACUUAAGAGGGAUAAAGCGCGACGGCGUUAGUCGAGAUCGGUUUAGUGUCGUCCCGGCCGCGCAACGCAACGCAUCGGCGCAACCCGAUCUUACCCGCUUUCGCGCUUGAUUUUUUUUUUCUCUAAAUUUUCCCCCCUUCGCUUUUCUCUCUCUCUUUCUCCUUCCGAGCCCGCGAUCUGUAUAAACCGGCGAGGGAUAGAACGCCGAUGAAUCAUGGACCCCAGUCAAGAGCGACAGUAAACCGCGCAACACGUUUCGCGCACGAGAGCCGAUUUCUAUCAGAGGAAAAAAAAGAGAGAGAGAAAGAAAGAAUAACAGAGCCGUAUCUUUUCCGCCGCUGUAUACGCGUUAAACGCACGUGACACACGACAUUUCACGUGGGCAAGGACGACCGUGUCGACCACGGCCGCCAAACGCGAUUUCACCACGCGCUUCCCACCUUCACGCUCCCGCGUGAACCUGCCACGUUCCCAUACCGACUACGCCAUCAUGUGGUCCACAGAACCGGGCAGCUUCACCUCCAACGGGAGCAUGAUCGUCGUGAGCAACAGGUUGCCGUUUGUGCUGAAGAGGAACGAGCUGAGCGGCCAGUUGGAGCGCAAAGCCAGCGCCGGUGGUCUGGUAACCGCGGUAGCACCCGUUGUCAUAAGCGGAAAUGGAAUCUGGGUCGGAUGGCCGGGGAUGCACAUGGAAAACCCGAACGAGCCGAUUCCCGAAUCCGAUCCCAACGAUCGCACGCCCACGGCUGGUCUGCUAUCACGAAAGGUUGUCGCGGUGCACAUUGAACCCGGCGUCUUUGACUCGUAUUACAACGGAUGCUGCAAUGGAACGUUUUGGCCCCUCUUCCAUUCUAUGCCGGAUCGGGCGACCUUCAUCGCAGAUCAUUGGCGCGCGUAUUCCAUUGUCAAUGAAGAGUUCGCAGCGGAGACAGUCGGCGCCUUGGAACAAAUCCACAAGGAACAGGAGAAUCAGCAGAACGGCACGCCAUUGGUAUGGGUUCACGAUUACCAUCUUAUGUUAGCCGCCAAUUGGAUCAGACAGGCGGCUGAAGAUAAGAAUCUCAGACUUAAAUUAGGUUUCUUCCUUCACAUACCCUUCCCGCCGUGGGACAUCUUCAGGUUGUUCCCAUGGGCCGACGAGAUCCUGCAGGGUAUGCUGGGGUGCGACAUGGUGGGUUUCCACAUUCAGGAUUAUUGCCUGAACUUCGUCGAUUGCUGCCAGAGGAGUCUCGGCUGCAGAGUGGACCGUAAGAACUUGCUGGUCGAACACGGCGGUAGAACAGUGCGGGUAAGGCCGCUGCCGAUCGGUAUACCAUUCGAUAGGUUCGUCUCGUUGGCGGAGACCGCACCGAAAGUCAUUACGUCGAGUCAGAAGAUCGUCCUCGGCGUCGAUCGGCUCGAUUACACGAAGGGCCUCGUUCACAGACUGAAAGCCUUCGAGAUGCUGUUGGAGAAACAUCCCGAGCAUCGCGAACAGGUGACGAUGCUUCAAAUCGCAGUACCCUCACGCACUGACGUUCGCGAGUAUCAGGAGCUGAAGCUCGAAAUGGAACAACUGAUCGGCUCCAUAAACGGUCGCUUUACAACGCCCAACUGGUCGCCCAUACGUUACAUUUACGGCUGUGUGAGCCAGGACGAGCUCGCGGCGUUCUACAGGGACGCCGCCGUCGCUCUCGUCACACCGCUCCGGGACGGCAUGAAUUUGGUCGCCAAGGAAUUCGUUGCCUGUCAGAUCAACACACCGCCGGGAGUACUGAUAGUAUCGCCAUUUGCUGGGGCUGGCGAAAUGAUGCACGAAGCCUUGAUUUGUAAUCCUUAUGAGAUCGACGAGGCCGCGGAGGUGAUUCACAGGGCGCUCACCAUGCCAGAGGACGAACGCACGUUGAGAAUGAACCACUUACGUCGGCGCGAGAGGAUAUACGACGUUAAUUACUGGAUGAAGUCCUUCCUUCAGGUAAUGGGAUCCCUCGAGGAGACCGAUUCCGUGGGCGCUACCGUGAUGCAGCCCGUGACCAUGGAUGAUUUCGACGAUUACUUGAGCAAGUACAUCGGUAAUAAUUAUAAAUUGGCGCUUCUAUUGGAUUACGACGGUACGCUGGCACCCAUUGCCACGCAUCCCGACCUGGCGAUUCUACCGCUCGAGACGAAGAACGUCCUACAAAGGUUGUCGAACAUGUCGGACGUUUACAUCGCGAUUAUAUCGGGCAGAAACGUGAACAACGUGAAAUCGAUGGUCGGGAUAGAGGGUAUCACGUACGCCGGGAAUCACGGACUGGAGAUCCUGCACCCGGACGGCAGUAAGUUCGUCCAUCCCAUGCCUGCCGAACUGGAGGAACAGGUUGGCAGUCUGAUGCAAACUCUUCAGGAACAGCUUUGCAGGGACGGCGCCUGGGUCGAAAAUAAAGGUGCGCUUCUCACGUUCCACUAUCGUGAAACUCCGAUGGAGGGUCGCCCCAAGAUGGUCGAGCUAGCUAAAAAACUUAUCGAGAAGGCGGGAUUCAAGGCCUGUGCCGCUCAUUGCGCUAUCGAGGCGAGACCGCCGGUCGAAUGGAACAAAGGCCGUGCUUCUAUCUACAUCCUGCGCACGGCAUUCGGCCUGGAUUGGAGCGAGCGUAUCAGGAUUAUAUACGCUGGCGACGAUGUCACGGACGAAGACGCGAUGAAGGCAUUGAAAGGUAUGGCCGCUACUUUCCGCGUUGCGUCAUCGCACAUCAUUCGUACGUCCGCGGAGAGACGUUUGCCCAGCACGGAUUCGGUUCUGACGAUGUUGAAGUGGGUCGAGAGGCAUCUCAGCAGGCGCAAGCCCCGCAACAGCAUCGACAUCCCGGGAAUUCCGUCGCGGUUUCGACGGGGCAGCGGCGGUGUCACGAUGGAAAUGUCUUACACUCCGCCAAAAACACCCCUCGAAUCGUAGGUGAUGCUCAAAUGUUCCCUCGUUAGCACAUCAGGUAUAUACCCGGCGCGAUAUAUAUCUAUCAUAGGGUUAUAAUGUACUCGUAAAGUCAACCAACACAGACGGAGGAGCAAGAGGUAACGAAGGGAUCGCUGUGAGCAGGUAAAAGAGUCGAAGAUAAGUUAACGAGACCCAUGCCUAAACUCCAGUAUAGCCGAGUAUAGCCGCUGAGGAGAAUGUCGCGAUCGGAAAGUCCAAAGAAACAAGACGGUUCUUCCUAACUGAGAAGUGUGAUAAUGAUAUUGUAUCACCAAUGGAGUCACCAACACGGAGACUUAACUAACGAUAAGAGAUACGAGGAAUCAAAUCUUUACGUUGAUUCUCCAGCUUUUAAUGUCGAUUGAUGUAUUUAGACCUUAGUCCGAAAAAGAUAUCGAGCUCGUACGAAGUACAUCGUGAUAUCGCGAUAAAUGUUUUCCGCACGACUAAAACUUCUACUUUGGCUCUAUAACAGAAAGAUGUAUAUAUUAUAUACCUAUAUUUUCGAUGUAAAAUGUAUUCUUACCGAAUUUAUAAUUGUAUCAUGUGAAAUAUGAUAUACGUAUUCUCCAUGUUUCUCCAUGGAGAUAUAGCAUUUAAACACUUGGGUUUUAGAUCCGCGUCGCUCAAUGAAAAGAUAAACACUCGGCAAUCAACAUUCGAAUUCUGCAUAUUACAUUUAUUAGAUGUGUUUUACCUCGUUAACGAUUUCUAUCGAUAGUAUAGAUAUGACGAAAUGAAAGAACUUGUCUUAGGAUAAUAUUUACGAAGUACGUUUUGUUUUUGAAAAUGUCUAAUUAAUUUAUUUGUCUUUCUUCUCUCUCUCUCUCUCUCUCUCUCCCCUCUUUCUCCUCCUCAUUUUUUUUAAUGACCAACUGCAUUACGUAUAUUACAAAAAUGAAUCAUUAGCUUUCGGACAAGCGUGACACUAAGAACAUUAGAUUAUAUCGUUGUUUUGAGAAAAAGACGCAUGUAUAAUUUCGUAUCACAUCCUUUGAUAUUAAAACUCUCCCUAACGGAGCAAUCGGAAUCAUUCUUCAUGUCUAAAGGUGCGUCUCCACCUGCGAGUAAGAACUCUCGAGAGCAAAAAGAAAAAGAGAGAGAGAGAUACUCUCGAGAGUCUCUCUCUCUUUCUCUCUUUUUGCUCUCGAGAGUUCUUACUCGCAAGUGGACACGCACCAUUAGAAUAGAAAUUUAGUUCGCCGUAUUGGACUGUCUCUUUAUAUAAUCCAGCAAUCGAGUUAUCAAGAAAUGGAGUGCCAAUUUGUAUUUCGUAUCACGCAAUUUGCGGCAAAAAUGAUAUCAACGUAAUAGUAAAGAACCCUAACACACUAUCAAGAAAUGAUAAUUCUGCGCUCUGUACGUAAAUCCAUAGCGAACGCAUAAAACUGUGGAAACGAAUGAACGAGAAAAGAGCAAAAUCUAAGCAGAGGUUCAAGAUAGAUUUUACACUUUUUUUUUAAAUAGGAUAAGAAUAUGCGAUUGUGUAAAAAAAAAAGAGACGAAAUAGGGUUACCGGUAGUUAUACUGGUAUAGUUGCUUUGGUUGUGCGUAUAAUGAUUAAUGGUAGUAAGUAAGAAACGGCUAAAUUAAGAUCUAUGCCUCCUACGUAUCUAAAAGAUAUGGUGCCGUUGCGCAUUUCUCCGUGCCACCGGAUAAUACUGACUAUAAACUGGUAAAAGCUGGCAACGUGUAUCCGUCUCUUGUCGCGCGAGCUUAUUUCGAACUGAGAAACUUUCCGAAAGUAACUCAUUGAGUAAAGUAGCGUCAUUAUUUGCACAAAACGCAAUUUGUCACGAUAGAGAGACGUCUUUGAAAACGUGACGAAAUGUAGCGAUUUUAACGGAUUACAAUAAGCAAAUAUAGAGAUAGAUUCGUCCUGAGGUGAAACUGUAUGAAAUUGUACGAAUAUUAUUUAUUAAAAAUAUAAAAAUUACCUCGAGCA